AUGUCGACCAAUACAGAUUUCGCAUAUGGCACAACUGCCAUCAUCGAUUUUGGUGUAAAUAUCCCCCAUCCAUACAUGAUAUAGGAAAAUGAAUAGAAUACUGAUACCAUUUCCCUAUCCAGCUCCCCCCUUCAUACCAAUCAUACGAAGAUCAACCUGCCCACUAUGCAACCACAGCUACCUCCACCUCGCUAACACCCGAGGAGCCAGUCAACACCUCAGACGACAACAAGACAGUUGACUAUAUAAUUGCCGAGACGGUUCCCCCACCAAUGACGGAGCUAGACAACGACUUAGACACCUCCACAGACAACGAAGAAUCCAACGAGAAAGUACCCGAAGAGCAAAACACAAUAUACACCUCCAUUACCAAACUCCUUCCCAAACAUCUAAACCCACAGCACCUCACCAAAAUCUUCCACCACUUCAUCCACCGCAAAGACCAAGCACGACUCAACGAACUCAAUGUAAUGGUUCUCCCCCACUGCUCGCAGGAUCUCACAGAAGGCCUCGGUCGUCAGGACCAGAUCGCGGCGGAGAUCCAGAGGUAUGAGAGUAAGAUUACGAAUCGGAAUGCGUUGCGGUUGGUGAGGGAGCAUGGGAGGAAGAUUAUGGCGUUGGUGAGGGAGCUGGGGGAGGAGGAGGAGGUUGUGAGGUGUGUUUUGGCGGUUGCGUUGGUGGGGUGUGGGGUGCUUGUGGGGGGGUUGUUGGUUAGUUAG
This is a messenger RNA of Hymenoscyphus albidus, 719 nucleotides long. NCBI's taxonomy places the organism in Eukaryota, Fungi, Ascomycota, Leotiomycetes, Helotiales, Helotiaceae. The record is from the annotation of a GenBank genome assembly.